Molecule: messenger RNA, 457 nt
Organism: Heterobasidion irregulare TC 32-1
Lineage: Eukaryota; Fungi; Basidiomycota; Agaricomycetes; Russulales; Bondarzewiaceae
Exons: 3
Coding region: 25-348 (107 amino acids)
Source: RefSeq, a predicted model, not a curated record
UUCACCCUUUACACUGUUCAAGAGAUGGCAGCCAAGCAGACGUUCAUAAUCUGGGCCCCCGAUUACACCGCGGAGGACGUUCUACCUCGUCGUCAAUCUUUACUACAGAAGCAUCUGGAAGGUAUAUACGCGCUCGCAGCGAAAGGCUGGUUUAAGUCUGGAGGCUAUACUGUCACACCUGAGACGACGACGAACCCAGUUCCAGAGAGGAAGGUGACAGGUUCGAUGUUGAUAGUAGAGGAUGAAAGCGUUGAGGCUGUCAGAAAGCUUAUCGAGGUUGACUGUUACUGGACGGAGAACAUCUGGGAUCAUGAAAAGCUUGAGAUUAGGCCAUACUUUUCUGCUUGAGGGGGAGUAAUCCGGUACGGCGAUGGCCUGAUUGAGGGUUCUUGUAUGAAUAAAUAAUCAGACGUUACAUAUACCCACUAGUCUCCGAGGUCAGACCUAGACCUAGCCG